GGAGGAGGUAGGGUCAUGGCAACAACCGAGAGUAGUAGUUCGCAGUCGAGAGAGCUAAAUCAGACGCCCACAUGGGCUGUUGCUGGUGUUUGUGCUGUCAUCAUCAUCAUUUCCAUUGCCCUGGAGAAUUUCCUUCACAGACUUGGAACGUGGCUUACAGAAAGGCACAAGAAAUCUCUAUUUGAAGCUCUGGAGAAAGUUAAAGCGGAGCUGAUGGUUCUAGGUUUCAUCUCACUACUCCUUACCUUUGGGCAGAGUUACAUUGCUCGAAUCUGUCUUCCAGUAAAGGUAUUGAAAAAUAUGUUGCCAUGUCGAUAUACUGGUGAAGAUGACUCAAGUACAGAAAGUCAUCGCAGACUAUUAUGGUUUGACCGCAGAUUUUUAGCUGCUAGUAGCUACGCUUCUAAUUGCAAAACAGGUUAUGCACCGCUUAUAUCAGUCGAGGGAUUACACCAGUUGCACAUCCUCAUAUUUUUCUUAGCAUUCUUUCAUGUGCUGUAUAGUGCUAUCACAAUGAUGCUUGGCAGGCUAAAGAUUCGUGGCUGGAAGCAGUGGGAGCAGGAGACGUCAUCCCAUGAUUAUGCAUUUUUCAAUGAUCCUUCAAGAUUCAGGCUUACACAUGAGACAUCAUUUGUUAGAGCACACUCCAGUUUCUGGACCAGGAUUCCAUUUUUCUUUUAUGUUGGAUGCUUCUUCAGACAAUUUUUUAGGUCUGUUAGUCAUGCUGACUACUUAACAUUGCGCAAUGGAUUCAUCACUGUCCACUUCGCUCCUGGAAGUAAAUUUAACUUCCAGAAGUAUAUCAAAAGAUCAUUGGAGGAUGACUUCAAGGUAGUUGUUGGUGUAAGUCCUGUCUUGUGGGCAUCAUUCGUGGUUUUUUUGCUAUUAAAUGUUAAUGGAUGGCAGGCAUUGUUUUGGGCAUCUUUAAUCCCUGUGAUUAUAAUCUUAGCUGUUGGAACAAAACUUCAAGCCAUUUUGACGAAGAUGGCUCUUGAGAUUAUAGAAAGGCAUGCAGUGGUCCAAGGGAUUCCUCUUGUGCAAGGCUCAGACAAAUACUUUUGGUUUGGUCGGCCUCAAUUAGUUCUUAAUCUUAUCCACUUUGCGUUGUUUCAGAAUGCAUUCCAAAUAACAUAUUUCUUGUGGAUAUGGUACUCAUUUGGGCUGAAAUCUUGCUUCCAUUCCAAUUUCAAGCUUGCCAUUAUAAAAGUUUCUUUAGGGGUUGCUGUCCUAUGUCUUUGCAGUUACAUCAUACUUCCACUAUAUGCCCUUGUUACUCAGAUGGGCUCACGCAUGAAGAAAUCAAUUUUUGACGAACAAACAUCAAAAGCCCUUAAGAAGUGGCACAUGGAUGUGAAAAUGAAAAAGGUUGGGCGAGGAGGAAAGUCCCCCACUGUAACUCUAGGUGGGAGCCCUACCUUAUCAAUGGUGCGCACCUCUGGACAAUCAUUGCACCGCUUCAAAACGACUGGUCACUCAACCCGCUUGCUUAUGUACGAGGACCAUGAGAGCUCUGAUUUUGAAACUGAUCCUUUGUCUCCCACCUCAUCCACUACCAACUUGAUUAUAGGGGUAGAUCCUGAUGAGCUACAAUCUGAACUAGAUGAACCCCACCAUGGAGAGGAAACCAAAAACGAAGAUGACUUCUCAUUUGUCAAACCUGAGCCACAAAAGGAACCUUGA
This is a messenger RNA of Juglans microcarpa x Juglans regia, 1680 nucleotides long. RefSeq names its product MLO-like protein 8. Gene Ontology annotation, cellular component: membrane. Gene Ontology annotation, biological process: defense response. The record is from RefSeq and is a predicted model, not a curated record. The transcript has 15 exons. The coding region runs from base 16 to 1680 and encodes 554 amino acids. Lineage: Eukaryota; Viridiplantae; Streptophyta; Magnoliopsida; Fagales; Juglandaceae.